AUGUCUUUGCUACCUACAACGCGGAGCUCGAGUUCCGGCUCCAGCGACCACGGUCUCGACGACGCCGCCCUGAGCAGCUAUCUCGGUCGUGUUCACGAGGUCCCGGGUCUGAGAGUACCGGUAAAGACGACCAAAAUCGGCUACGGACAGAGCAAUCCCACGUAUUUUGUCGACGAUGCCGUUGGUACACGUUUCGUGUUACGGAAGAAGCCCGCCGGGCCGCUCAUCAGUCCCGUGGCGCAUCAAGUUGACCGUGAGUUCAAGGUGUUGCAGGGCCUGGGAAUGGUCCACGGGUUUCCCGUGCCAAAGGUGUAUCUUCUCUGCAUGGAUCCGGCCGUCAUUGGGACCGAGUUCUACAUCAUGGAGUUUAUCUCGGGUAGAAUCAUCAAGGAUCUCGACCUAGGAGAGCUACCCCUGGCAGAAAGACGACAAGCCUGGUUCUCUCUGAUCGAAACGCUCGGGUGGCUCCAUUCGUUGGAUCCGGACUCUCUCGGGCUUCAGAAUUAUGGAAAGAAGGCAGACUUUUACAAACGGCAAUGUAACACGUUCUCGCGCAUUGAAGCCCAGCAGGCGGCCGUCAAAGACAAGACAACGGGUGAGGUGCUAGGACGCGCACACGCAGGCUUCGACGAGGUGAUAUCCUACGUCCGGGACCAUUUGCCCGGGAAUCGGGUCGCCAUUGUGCACGGCGACUUCAAAUUCGACAACGUAAUCCUUCAUCCGACCCAGCCACGCGUCAUCGGCAUUCUCGACUGGGAGCUUUCCACCAUCGGCCACCCGCUGAUGGACCUUGCCUUCACGCUCAGUCCGUUCUGGAACGAACACUACAAGAUCGGCCGGCCACGCUCCCAGUACCACGAGUCUCCGUACACGGACGCCAACCGCGAGGCUUCCGGCAUGCCAACGGCCGAUGAACUGCUGGAUCGAUACAGUACGAUGGUCGGCUUCGACCCUCGCACCGAGGGCAAUGGACAGGAUUGGGAAGUGGCCAAAAUCUUCCAGCACGUUCGAGGGGCUACUAUCAGCCACGGCAUCAAGGCCCGGACCUUCCGGGGACAGGCGAGCAGUGAAUCAAGCCAUAUCUACUUUGAUCACACGCCCAAAAGCCUCGAAACGGCGUUGGCCGCCGUGCGGGCGUUGAAAGCUGGACAAGGUGUAAAGGCCAAGUUGUGA
Molecule: messenger RNA, 1173 nt
Organism: Rhinocladiella mackenziei CBS 650.93
Lineage: Eukaryota; Fungi; Ascomycota; Eurotiomycetes; Chaetothyriales; Herpotrichiellaceae
Exons: 5
Coding region: 1-1173 (390 amino acids)
Source: RefSeq, a predicted model, not a curated record